GCCCGGCCCCGGCUGCGUGAGGCGCUGCCCGCUCCGCUCGCCGCGCUGCCGCUCCGGGGGUGGCCGCUCGCCCGCUGGCACCUCUCGCCCGGCGGAGGGGGGCGCGGAGGGCUCUCCCCGCCAUGGCCUUCACCUUCGCCGCCUUCUGCUACAUGCUGUCGCUGGUCCUGUGCGCCGCCCUCAUCUUCUUCGCCAUCUGGCAUAUAAUUGCCUUCGAUGAGCUUCGGACAGACUUCAAGAGCCCCAUCGACCAGUGCAACCCGGCCCACGCAAGGGAGCGGCUGAGGAAUAUUGAGCGGAUUUGCUUCCUCCUGCGAAAGCUGGUGCUGCCGGAGUACUCCAUCCACAGUCUUUUCUGCAUAAUGUUUUUAUGUGCUCAGGAGUGGCUCACACUGGGGUUAAAUGUUCCUUUGCUUUUUUAUCACUUCUGGAGGUAUUUUCGUUGCCCAGCAGAUAGCUCAGAGCUGGCAUAUGAUCCGCCUGCAGUCAUGAACGCAGAUACCUUGAGUUACUGCCAGAAAGAGGCCUGGUGUAAGCUGGCCUUCUACCUCCUUUCCUUCUUCUACUAUCUCUACUGCAUGAUCUACACUCUGGUGAGCUCUUAACUGAAAGAUCAUUGCCAAGGACUGAAAACAACAAAGGCUGGAGGUGCAAGGACGAGUGAACCAAGGGGUGCAUGAUUAAAAAAAGCAAAGAUGAAAACUUUGAACCCAAGCAGUAAAUACGGUGAUGAAAGAGAGAUUCAGCAAAGAGAAGCAGAAUACCAUGGAAGAAUGGCUGAGUUAAUUCUGUUUGUCUCCUGUUUCUCAAUGUAUUGCAGCAAAUGAUUUUCAAAUCCCAAGCAAACAAAAAAAAUUGCAACAACGUGGGCCAAAUUUUACAACUAUUCACCUUUCCAGGGAUAAUGCUGCUUGGUUUAGCGGAUUCAUUAAAACUAUAAUGCCUAUAGUCCCUGCUGUCUUCCAGGAAGCAACAUUUCUUUUCUUAAGGACUAUUCUGGACUGAGGAAGCACAGGACAAGAUGAUCCUACGCAGGAAGAAGAGCUGUACAACAUUCUGAAAACAAGCAGUGAGCGGACUUCAGAAAAGAUGUGUGACUGUCCUGCAGGGCUAUUCUCAUGACACUAGUCAAACAGGGAUGUCAAAUCUCAUGGAACUGCUUCCCAGCCAAAACAACAAUAACAAAAGAAUUUGCAGUUUCAGUGUUCUGUAUUCUAACUAUGUGCUAUUCCUGCAGGUGAACAUCCAGGAUAUUUCUGUACUUCAUUUGUGAUAUGCCAAUACCAUACAGUGAGAUGUAGAAAUACAUUGGGUUUAACCUAAUCAGGCCAAGCACUUAUGAGAAUAGAGUUUCUCUGACUGAAAAAAACAAUAAACCAGAAAAACAAACAAAAAACCCACCACAUACCAGGUAAAAACUGCAUAAAUUUAAAGAGGAUUGUAACAUAGCUAUUAUAUUCAUCACAAUGCUGGAUAGCGAAUACUGGACCAGCUAAUUGUGGUCUGUAAUUCUGUUUUGCAGUUUUACUUCCGCUGUAAAAUUUAAGCUGGAACAAAUACACAAAAUGUCUUUGUCUUGUAUGAGGUUCCUAUUGAAAGAUGUUCAGUUUUUUAUAAUUUAAAGGUUUUAAAAUUUUGUCAUAGAAUUCUCAUUCUAAUUCAUUUAUAUGGGCUGCAUAUCUUUAUACAUAUAUAUGUAUAUACAAAUACAUACCUACAUAAAUACAAUCUAUUUACAUUUUAGGUCCAUCUGUUUGACAAGUCAAAGGCAUCAAGUGUCCUGAACUACUGCUAAAUAUAUUUCAGUGCUGAUCCAGGUAAACCCAGACUCAUUCCCUCAGAGUCACUGCUGCUGUGGGUAGUAGCAAGGCUGUAAACUCGAGACUGACACCAGAGCCUUCACAGACACUGCUUGGCUCUAGCAUUGGAAAGGAGCUGAUAAGGUGGGUUUCUACCAGAGGUGGGCAGAGAACAGCGUGGAGAGGCCAUCUGUCCCCUGGCUUGUUCACAGCUGGUCCUGUUAGCACGAGCUCUCUGCUCACCACGUUUGUUCUGGCUAUUGAGAGCCAGUAGACUGAGCCUGUACCAAGCUCUGAGGUGUUUUUAGGCUGGGCACAGCAGUUCAGCUGGAGAGAUGCAGUCUCACAAUGGCUGCUGAGUCAUCCCAUGUCUGGCACGUUCCCUAUGGAGCUGGAGUUACUGUGUGCCUGCAGUGCCAGGACUCACUCUGGUUUGGUCUGGCUAUAUUAACAGCAUUAAAUCCUGUUAACCAGCAAAACACAGUGGCUGCAUGCUAACUCUGCUCCUGAACCAUGCUAGCUCCCAAAUCCUGCCUGGGCAUUGCUUGGAAUGGGCUGUACAAGCAUUAUCCUGGGGUCAUUCUAACAAUAUUUAUAUGAAGUUGUCCCAAGGGGUGACAUUCUUUAAUUUACAGUAGUUUCAUUCUUUAAUUUUCAGUAGUUUUUACUGGAUGCAUUUUAUCUUCAUACAAUGUAGUAUACCCAGUUCUAGAAGCAUAAGGCUGCCAAAUCAGAUGUUGGGAAGCUGAUUUGUACUGUGGUGGUUCACAGGUUUGGAUUGCACCCACCACAGAGGUGGCUGAACUGCUCUUGAAAUCACACUGACCCUGCAGACAAUACAGAGAUGUUCUCUUGGAGUGAGCAUGAGCUAAGGAACUUCACUGCAUCAUUACAGAGCUAACUGAUGAAGCUCUGCUGCAGUGGAAUAAUUAGUGCUCAACCCGUGAAAAGCUGAUGAUUGUAACUGAAUUUCUUCUCUGCAUCCUAACUAAAGCAUCUAGUUCUAUAGCAGUAUAGGAACUGAAUUCACAAGAGCAAAUCACAGUGAAUAACUUCUAGGUGUCUUGCUACCUCAUAAAACUUUCAUCUCUGAGCAGGUGACUGAAUCUUUCUGUGCAUCUUCUAGGAUUUCAUAGGAAAUGAAAAGAAAUUACUUCAGGUUCCCUAUAUUCCAAAUACAUGCUUUCAAGUCAGUUUCAUAGAAAGACUUGGAAUUUUGUGAGGUUGGAUGGGUGGAAGUAUGAUCACUUCUUGCCUGAAAACACACAAGUUUCAAAUCCUGAGGUUCAGGAAUGAGCUGGACUGGUAGGAGGUCAAUUAUUUGCAUGCAGGGCUGAGUAAAAGCUCUGUGAGUUUUUGUAACUGGCAUUGGCCUGUAAUUUUUGACUUUGCAAAAAAGCAAUUGUGUAUGUGGGUCUUCUGAGUGUAACCUCAGGGGACUUCAAGGACUGGAGUGGAUAUGCUUGGUCAUUUGAAAGAGGUUCUCUACUUCAGGCAACAUCAUCAAUACACUUACCAAACUCCACUGGAAAGCAGAACACUUCAUUUGAUCCUACUACUGCCUUGAGUUUCCAGGAUUUCACUGCUCUGGUAUUUGAUUUUUUUUUUUCUUUUUUUUUUUUUUUUUUCAUUUCCAGAAUAAAUUUAUUCUUAGAAAAUUUAUUCUACUUGCUUUUGAGCCAACAUUAGCCUACUUACACUUCUCUCAUGCUGCUUAAGAUUUCAAUAUACAGAGAAAGAAGUCCUUUUCACCCUCCGUUCUGUUAAAAGUGAGUUGUCUUGUGUCCUCCCAUAAAAAACUCUAUUCUCCAUGUCUUCUUUAAAGAGUUUUUCUGUUGUCUUUCCAGUCAAAUAAAUCUUUCUUAAGAGUGGAUAAUCACAGCUGGUCAGAGCAUUCUGGAGAGUAUCUCACUCUAAUUAGUCCUUGCUGUGAAUGGUCAGUAAAAGCUAAAAGUCUCAGUUCUUUCCAAUAAUACUUAUUCAAAAAAGUAAUCACACAGCUCUCAAUAGCAUUUUGUUUUUCUUUGAUAUAAAUCUUAAAGCUGAUGGAAAAACUGAUUAAUACUAUGUUCCCUUUCAUUGAAUUUAGUCUGCAGAGCCAGGAGUUAGACUUGAUGAUCUUUGUGGGUCUCUUCCAGCUCAGGAGAUUCAGUGAUUCUGCUUUAACCAAAGCAAGGGAAGAAUAGAAAAGAAUACUGUGAUCUUUGGUCACAAGGAAGUGUCUUCCCCAUGUCACACUUUUGAGGGAGAAACAAUCUAUGCUAUCCUUUUUGUCUCCAGGUCCUCCUUGUUGGUUAGUGGGGACUGGAGAUUUCCUCUGCAAGUCUGCUUUCUUCCUGUCUCUUUUCCCAGAAGGCUGAAUGUCACUAUUUAGGAGCAGAGUUAUCUUCUCUUCACAGAGAGAAGAAUCUUCUGGGAUUUUUUCUGAUGGUACAGAUAAAUCCCAGAAAACACAUCAUCACCCUUUGCUCCUUCAGGAGCAGGUGUGAAAUGCGCACGUUCUUAAAUGAGUAUUCAUUUUCCCCAGCUGCACCAUCUGUAAGUGAAAGAGGUGAUACUUACCUUGGGAACUCUUCCCAUACAUGUUGUACUCUUUUUUUUUUUCCUUUUUUUUUUUUUCCCUGUAACUGUUGAAUCUGCUUAAAAGAAAAAGGUAAGAGGUGCAAUAAAAUGGGAGAGGAUGAGACCUGGAUGAGCUGCUUACCAAAGAGGCACCUACACAGUGUGCUCGCCUUUAGCUGCCUGUUCCUGGAAGGGAUGAAAGGCAAGGUCUCCUAUUUAUAGUCAGGUAAUUGCAGUGAUGCUGAAUAAAUUGUUGCUGCUCUGACUGUUUCAGUUUCAAGUACAGCAAAUCAGUGCUGAUAGCAGAAUGCUUCGCCUACAAAUAAUUAACUGUACUUAAGCUGUCAGAAAUGUUUUUCCAUCUGCUUCCUUGAGCCGUAUUCUUCCUUUUGCACUAAGCCCCUCAAAGAGAAAGAAAAACUUUUUCAACCCACACCUUACAGAAACUCAGAAACUGCUCUGAGGUUGUUAUGAUCUGGCAAUGUUGUUGGGGUCAUGAGUAAUCCUACACUGUUAGCAAGGGUAUUAGCAAUCUAUUGCUUUUCCUUUCUCCAUUCCAUCCCCACACAAGCAUUUUUGCCAAAAAAAAAAGGAAAAAUCACAGCGCAUGAUCCAAAAUCCUUGAAUUUACUGGGGGUUAUUUGUUGUUUCCAUUUAAUGCCCAUUCCCUCUAUGUGGGGAAUAGGUUCCCACUGGAAAGUCUCUAGACUUUUAUUGGUAGGAUCCUUUAGAUCUUGAUACCACAUCUAUUAAACUGAAUUAUGUUAAUAGAAAGGGAACCUGCAUUUUUGAGGGAUAAGGGUAAAAUUUCAAUGCUUAUGCUAAGCUACCACAGAAAAUUAUACCAACUUGAUAAAAAUCUGGCUACAUGGAAGUUGAUGGAAAUCAUACCUUUUGUUUCAUGUGAGCCCCAUGUAACACUGCAUAUUUUCUACCAAGAGAUUGGUGGAAAUUAAAAAUAGAAAAAACCCCAAACAAAUGCAAGAAGUUUAGUUCAUCAAAAAUGUUGUUGGAUGUUAGAAAAGCUUGAGUUGCUAUAAAUACAACAGAAGAUGAGAAGGUCAAAAGAAACCAAGAGUUGAGUUUUUUUUUCUUUGGGAAGCAACAAAUACUAGGCUGCCAUCCAUGCUGCACUGAACUUUACAUUGGUGAUCUCAGUCCAGAUUCCUGCUCUGGUGAGUUUUUCCAUCAUCCAUUGCUCAUGAACACAUUGCUCUGAUUUACUUUUUUUUCUGCUCAGUAACGCAGUUGCAGGUGGGAAGGAGGGAAAAUUCUCCCGUGAAAUACCAUAUUCCCCUUCUUUUCUCCCAGAGAACAUGCUGUAACAAAAUUCUGAUGAUGUGUUUCAGUGGUACACUUCAACCAAAGAAUGAAGUUCUUUGCUGCAGACAAUAUUCUGAUGCAAUUAAAUAAACCACAGGUCUAGAAAUAUUUUUUAGUGCUUGCACACUUGAAAUAGUUAUUUUAUUACCUCUAAUCGCUGGCCAACUUCCCAUGUAAGAGAAAAUAUGCUUCUGUGGCCUUUCUGUGACAUCAAACUCUCAGUAAAACUCUGAGGAAUGUAAAGUGCUUUUUAAUUUUUUUUUCUAAUAAUGAAUCCCCAUAUUUGAAUAAUAUGUUAUGGCAAUGGAAUAUAGCAUUAAAAGCCAACAUAUCAUGUUUAGUCUAAAUCUCAAAGAGUUGUUGCUCCUUUCUUCCUAUAAAUUAUCCCUAAUAUCACCAGUCUCCUGACAGACCUGAAGAAAUUUGCCUGUCCCACUGUUCUGACAGUUUUGGUCUUUUUAAACAGAUUUGCAGCCACUGAUCAUCAGUGUGAAAUGCCGACUGGAAAAAACAACUUUUACAAGAUUAUGGAAACAUUUUAAAUAACACAGAAGUCAUCCAGUCUUGUGGAAUGGCUCUCACCUGUGCAUAGUAAUGUAAAGUACCAAGCACUUAAUAGUGCAAGUAAUACAUAGUACAAGUCCUGUAGAACAAGCAAAGCAGGAUUUCUCUCUGUGCUCUACGAGAUCUUGUGAGAUGGAGGCAUUUCUCUCUCUGAGUACUGCCUGGUACUGCACAGCUGGAAUUGGGAAUUACACAUCUAGAUGCUAUUAUAAUCCUAAAUAAUGAAUAAUUUUUCUCAUGGGAGGAAACAAUGGAAUUCAGUGGAAUUAGUCAAAAUGCAUUUGUUCUACUGCCACCAAGAUGGGUACCUGACCUGGGCUGGUGCUGUGCCUCAGGGCCUGCUGACAAACUGAAGUGUGCAUCAGCCUCUGAAUGCAUGUAGGCUGUAAUUUGAUGCUGCCAGAAAGCACUAAAAUGUAAAGAACAGUGGUCAAAACUGCUCCCCAUUUCAGAAUUUUGCAUCCUUCUAAUUAAUUUUGGCUUUGCCCAUUUAUCCUCUUUCUUCAUCACACACUGGAUCGUGUUUCAUGCAUCUUUCAGAGCUGCAUUUAAAACAAACCCAGUGCAAGCUCAGACUGGAGCAGUGGCACUAGUUCUAAUCCAAAUCCUUCAUCUGCUUGUGGAUAUUUAUUUGAGAAUAAAAUUAUCCUAGUUUGGUUGUAACUAGGUACAAAUGGAAAUUAGCUAUUUUGAUAGGCAUCCUUUCAUCCUAGAAAAUUAAUAAAGCUGCAUUUGUACAGGAGUUUGAUGUUUAAAUGUGCAUUAGCACAGAUUUGUUAUUAGCCUAGAUCAGCAGCACAGAAGUUGCCUCAAUCUGGAAAAGGAUGAUAAAUUUUUGUAGGCUGCAAAGCUGCAGAGCUGUGUUCAUGGGGGGAGCAUGUCCCAUUUACAGGCACUGGUGUAACCUUUCAUGGUGGGGUCAUGCAGGUUGGUGGGGGGCAUUUGGCCUGUUUUAACCCUUGUUUCAUCCACUACAGAUUAUAUCACCCUUGAAUUUUGCCACCUAUUUUGAUUCUAGAUCCUCGAAUUCAGCCCUGAAGCAGGCUUUUUUUAAUACAUAUUGAUACAUGUUUAUGUUGUCUAAGACAUUGCAUGAGAUGAACUCUAAAGGAAUAUAAAGUGGGUUUUAUAUCCCUUUAUUGUCUGUUUAUAGGCUUUUAAAUACUUUAGUCUUUAAUUAUGUGCUCCUUGAUAUGCACAUACCCACAUAGGCCAUCUAAAAGCUAAAUAAAUUAUUGUCUGUUAAUAUAA
Taeniopygia guttata (zebra finch) is the source of this 7499-nucleotide messenger RNA. RefSeq names its product cornichon family AMPA receptor auxiliary protein 3 (gene CNIH3). Lineage: Eukaryota; Metazoa; Chordata; Aves; Passeriformes; Estrildidae. The record is from RefSeq and is a predicted model, not a curated record. Gene Ontology annotation, biological process: vesicle-mediated transport.